This is a messenger RNA of Pomacea canaliculata, 13444 nucleotides long. RefSeq lists its product as uncharacterized. The transcript has 10 exons. Gene Ontology annotation, molecular function: metal ion binding. NCBI's taxonomy places the organism in Eukaryota, Metazoa, Mollusca, Gastropoda, Architaenioglossa, Ampullariidae. The coding region runs from base 275 to 5893 and encodes 1872 amino acids. The record is from RefSeq and is a predicted model, not a curated record.
UCUCGCUCUUAUUUCCGGUGUAAGCACCCACUCGUGCUCCAAAGGUCAUAAGCUAGCGAUCGUGUCAGUCGAAACUACACUUUCGCUGUCUUAACUGUAGUUUCGACUGAAAUAAUCAUGAUGGAUCUGCUACUUUUCCAUUACGUAAGGCUGUGAGAGGUGAAGAUGAACAAGAAAACUGAAGGAGUUUUGGCAGUCCUCCAUUUCCCAAAUCCAGACCAAUGUCGGCCCCACUAGUGGUCCUUUGAAGAGAAAUGGCUGGAAGGAGGCAUGAAUGUGCUGGCCUUAUGAACUGGCUGGCCUAAGCAAAUGUUGCUGUAAAAGUUAUGGUGGCUGCAACAACAAAUUAUGGGUGCCAUACUCAGUAGUUAAGCAGUGGGCCUAUAUUAGGGGACUUCAACUGCAGGAAAAACAACUGCCAUCAUUAACCACAGUAAAUAAAAUUUACCUUCUGCUGAUCUACCACCAGCCUGAUAUCAAGACCUGCUUGCUGCCUAGGAGUUUUGAGGCAAUUGUUGUAAAACGUUUAACUGUGGCACAAAGAAGCCUAAUGAAGUGGCAGUUGGGAAUGGCCUCAAUGGCAAGCAUUGCUCAGGAGUUUGGGACUAGUUGGGAUGGUCUUUAUCACUGGCUGAAAGCGCGCUUGGAGCAACUGAAUGUCCCAGAAAGUGAGCUGCAUCUACGAUCAAUUGUCAAAAUCUUUCUCAUGAAUCACAAAGACCUGGAGGAUGAAGAAACACAUAGUGAAAGGAACAAAGUUGUUCUUCCUCGCAAAAAAUCUGCCUUCAGAUCUUCCCGUUCCAUUGAUGAAAGUCGCAAGUCAGUUGCUGAGACCUACAUUAAUCAUCUCCUUGAGAAGCAGAUGCAGCAGCGAAGUCAUGAAUCUAGUGAUGUCAAGAGCCUUAUUAAUGAGUUGUCUUUGCGGAUAGGUGAAGCUAGAGAAAGGAAAGAUGUAGCGGGACAGCUUACCAUUCAAUCUUGUCCAGGGAAUUCAGAAAAUGGAGUUAAAAAUGCCACAGACAGGUAUAAUCAAGCUUUUCCACCACUCUCAGAAAUUAGCAUCAAAACUCAGACUGCUUGUAGCUUGGAUACUAAACAUAGUGUUUGGUACUCUAGAACACCGCUGACAUGCAAGCCUGCAAAGGAAACAUCACAGAAAAAUGAAAGUUCAAAGGUAACACAAACUGCAGAGAUGUCCCCUAAGAAUGGCCUGCUGCACAAAAGAUCCAACAGACCACCCUGUAAAGGUAAAGAAAAUGAACUGCUGCCAGGAAAAGGUGAGCAGAAAAGGAAAAUCUCACAGUCCAUGAAAAAGGAGCAUGUAUGGCAAACACAAGGCAGAAAGUCUGUAGAAAACUAUAAAUCUUCCGUCCAUGAUCAUCUUUGCUGUACUUCAUAUGAGAGCUUCUGUAGGAAAGCAGAACAAGAUCUGAUGAGUUUCCUGUACAGUAAGCCCAAGUUUUCACCUAAGCAUUCACUCCAGCCUCUUGGGCAAAAAGAAGACAAAAGCUGGUACGCAGUACCAGUGGAUAGUCUUCUUAUGUUGACAAAAUCCCAGCAUCGUUUGUACAGAAGAGGUGAAUGUUAUUCUCAUAGCAGUCCAGACUCUCCUAUAAAUUGGCCUUCAAAUCAGAUGGGCAAUGAAUAUAAUCCAUUGAGUGAUCAGGCAGAUGGAAUAUCAUUAGUGAAACAAAACAUCCCUGACAUUGGCAAAGAGCAUCAACUGCGCUGCAAUAAUUUCGAAAGUGAAUGGUUUGAAAGGACUGGAGAAUUAGAUGUGAAGGUAGUUCCAACAACAACGAUUAAAGCUUCAGUGGAUGAAGGUCAUCAGCUGGAGGAACAUACUAAGCAGUUGUUAGCAGAUAUUGGUCAGCAACUGGGGAAAUGUACAGGCAGUUACCAAUAUGGAGCAAAUCUAUAUGUUGGAAUGGAAGAUGAUGCCGUUUUUAAACAACUACGAGCAGCUUCAGAACCAACUCCAUGCAGCAGGCAUAUGUUCACCCAUCAGACGAGUCAUGAGAGAUCUGAUCAGACCAUGCCUUCCAUUUUUGCAGAUGAUAAAACAGAUUUGGUUGGCAGGUAUCUUGGCAUUACUAGCCCUUAUCUCCCAACAGAUUCUGCAUCUUCUGAUGAGGAUCACAGCAACAUACUGGUUAAAACUGAUGUAUUUGAACAACUUGAUUCAUCUUGCAGGUUGAAUACAUCUGGCAGAAAUGGCAUGGAUGUGUCAGUACAUCCAGAUGAUGCUGAUAUAGAAUCUGUAGAUGGGACAUUUUUGGGUUCAGAUUACAUCUGCAACAAUACAAAGCAAGGGUUUAAUCCAUGUAUUGAAGUAGAUGUUGCUAAGCAGCACAGCUUGUCUGCAGAUAGUGGAGACACUUUGGCAUGUUCUGUGAAUUCUGCCAGUCAAACGUUUUGCUUUAGUUUAUCUCCAGGUCCUAACUUGGACCACCAACAUUUACUAAACAGCACCACAUCAUUUUCAUCUAAAGGUUCUAAUGCUUGCAUAGCCUCUGAGAGUAAUGGAGGCUUGUUUGGAUUUGAUGUUUUAAAUCAUGCAUUGCCCUCCUUUUCAUCACCUUACAUUGUUCAGCCAGUACAGUCAAGCCCACUAACAGACAUCAUUAAACCAGUUUAUUCAGAAAAACAUCAACACCCCUUCAGCUUCUCCUGUCUUGGAUGCCUGAAUUUGAACUACUGCAUGUGGAUACAGAGGUGCAGGGGUUUUGGUGGAGAUGCAAUGCACUUUUGGACCUCCUGUGCUUCAGGGUGCCUAUACAUUCCAGAACUUGGUCCUGCAAUUACACAGUGUGUACAUGACCAUUGUUACACAGUCAGAGAAAUGUCACCAGACAAGGAGACCUGGACUGAACCACCUACAGUCAGUAGCAUAAGUCAAGAAAAGCAGGAGCAAAUGAAGUUUUUGAUAAGUGUUGGCAACAUAAUUUUUUCUCAAAAUCCUACAGUACUAGAUCAGGCACAGGAAAAAAUUGAAGACUUUCAUUCAUUCAGCAUUUACUGCAAAGGUUGUGUGAGUAUGACUAUGUAUGAAAUGUCAGUCCGUGGGCAAACAGUUGAAUGGGGUGAGGUCCAGUCAUUUUUAUCAUCUUGUAUAUCUGGGUGCUUUUCAGUGGAAGACCAAAUGUCUGUCUGCACUCAAAAUCAAAACCAGUUGCUGAGGCAACUUUCCUCCAAAACACCAACUGCUGUGAACAGUUUUUGUUCAGAAGGGACAGAUGCAGUUUUGCUUAGUUUUGACUCAAAGGAAAAUGUGAAUAAUCAAGAAGCACAUUUACCUAGGACAGAGCUGCUACAAGAUGGUGCAGAUCACCAGCAGAUUUCACAAGAUUUGCAUCUUACAUCUUCUGAUCCAUUUUUUGUGCAGGAUGUUUACAAUGCCUCUGGACACACACCAGACAAAAUCUUUUCCCCUACUAAAACAUUUCAUCCAAGUCCAUUUUGCUUAAAGCCAUUUGAUCUCAAUUCAUGCGAUAUCAGAAUAGGCAAAGAAUCAUUUCCAGUAGGAAAUCGUGAAACUGCAUCAUCAAAUGAAUGUUCCUUUUGUGCGGUGUUCCAGCAAGAACCGGAAGACAGUUUAAUAGCUUUUAUCAGACAGCCAGAGGAAGCUGCCACCAACAACAAUUUUUUGCAUUAUUUUCCUUACCCUGCAUUUAGACAUUCUUCGCAAGCUUCCUCGGGCAGCACCAGAGAUCACAGCCCAGAAGUAUGGAAAGAUCCACGAAUGUGUCUUCCUGCAGUAGAAAAUAGUAUACCUGUAAUCCAUUCCUCUGACAAUUCUCAGAGGUAUGGUACGCUAGAUUGCAUGAUAUCCAACCAAGACAUUGUGGAAGGCAGUAAUAAUCGUGUUCUUGAAACAGGAUGGGGAGCUUUUGGAGAAGCCCUCGCAUGUCCAGUUGCUACCUUUGCAGAGUCUGAAAGCCAGGGAAGCACUGAUGUACAGGGUUGUAACCAUUCUUGUCCUGCCUCGCAGUCUUGUGAAGCAUGUACAUUGUAUAUAGACUCUCUUGUCACGGGGUAUUCAUCGGAUAGUCUUCCAGAAUUAUCUAAUCAGAAGCAGCAUAGUUCCUGCCAUGAGUGGAAACCAUCUGUCUGGCACACAUCGGACAAACUACAGAGCAGACAGCAUGAACAUCUGAAUAAGUCACGACAUGUUUAUUCACCCCUAAACUGUGUAGAAAAUCAAGAUAAACAGUUAGUUCCUGAAACUUUAUAUAGUGAAAUGUUCCAGUGGAUGUGUACACAACUGCAGUCACAAAACAGUACAGCAGAUUCAAAGCAGGACCAUAAUGUACCAAAGUUAGGAAGUUUUUCUCACCUAACACCAAGAAAUACAUGGGAAAAGAUGGGAUGUCUGUCACAUUUAGGGUCAGAUGAUGUGUGGGAAAAACCAGCAUGUUUUUCUCAAUCGGAAGGUACGCUGGAAAAUCCAGAGUGGAGUUUUAGUCCAAAAGGACAGAUGAAGAACAUGAAAUCAAAGAAGUGCAAGGAGGCAGAUGAUAUGCUUCAAACAAAUUCAUGUAAUUUAGCACAUCCAUGGCAGGAGAUAUAUAGAAUUUCAUCUCAUUUUCAUCAGCGAUGCAUCUCUGACAGCAGUCUUGUUCUGCCUUCUGAAAACUCUGCCUUCAGGGCUUGUACCCGAGCCCACAGCACUCCAGCCCUCACCCAUGAUUCCCCUUUCAGUAUUGGGGCCCCACCAGAAAUCCUUGUGGGUAAGAAGCAUGACAAGAGUGCAUCUUUACCCCUCAGUGUACCCCUUGAUGUCAUUGUUGGUGCUAAACAGAAAAUAAAUCUGCCAGUCUAUCAAAAGCUUAAGGAGAGGGCCGAGGCUCGAGGUCACCAUUUUCUUCCCAUUCGGGAUGACUCCAAAUCAAACAGUAGAGCUGCUGAGGAGGAGAUUUCUGUUGCUGCACCAGGAGAUAUAUUUGGUGUUCCUCCUCCUAUAGAGCCCCCACCUUGUCGGCACCAGUAUCACUCUUCACAUGCCAAGCAUUCUUGCAAAGGAGCCUGUUGUUGCCCAACUUUCUUUUACAGUGGCAGUGACAAGACCACACAGACCUAUGAAAACCAUGCUGGAAAUGAGCAAGCCCUCUACAACCAGCAUGGUCAUCUUGAUAGUGGUGACGAGUCACGCCUACCAGCUUUCAGGAGCAUUUGUUCUGUGGAGGCAGGUGAAGACUGUGAAGUGAGACCUGCAACAAAGAAAUAUGAAGAGAAGGACUGGAAGAUGCUACAAGAUGUGCCAGAUGAAGAGGAGUUGUUGGAAGCAAUAUUGAGUGGGAGACAGGCUUCAUACAUGGCAAGCUUGAGAGAGGACAACUACCACCAUCACGUUGCCAGCCAUAGCUUGGAUACUGGAGGUGACCAGAUAGCUGUCUUUGAAUUUUCACAGGAGAGUGCACAGUCUGGUGGUCUCCCUUACCCAGAGCAGGCUGUUUACCUCGCAGAGGUGGAAGAGGAGCUCCUUAACAGUGCAGCAGAACUUGCAAGCACCCGAUCAAGGCGGCGUCUUUGCAAGAAACCUCCAAAAGGGUCAGGUUACUACAAUAAACCCUGCUCCUUCUACCUGGAGGGCCAGUGCUAUCGGGCAGAUUGCAAGUUCUCACAUGACACCUCCUCCAUAACCUGUCGCUUUUGGGAAGAAGGACAGUGCUUCAAGGGCGACCUCUGUCCUUUCCGUCAUGGCUACCUCAGAGAAGAUACAGGAGCAACAAGGAAGCAGCGGGGAUCAGAUAUACAGUUUGAACUGAAGAAGGAUGACUUUCCUGCACUGACCAGUAGAAAUAAAGAUAUUCGUGAUCACAGUGCUCCUCCAUCGCGGAGGAAAAAAGGCGUAAGAAAACCAGUUGUUAGACAUCAACCACGUGGAAAUUAGACUCCAUCAUUGAACUGCUGCUUCUUUUGCCAUUGGAUCUUCUGUGUUGGCCAUCUUCGUAUUUAUUUAUUGCAUUUCCAAUUGUGCCACAAAGGGUUCAUUGAUGAUGUUUUAAUCUUAAAUGUAUUGUUCUGAAAUCAAGUGAAGUCUAGUUGCAGAAGUAUUGUAGCAUUUAAGGAUUGUUUUUAUGGGGGGGGGGGGGGGAUAGGGUGGUUGGAAAUAGGUGUGGCUGUUGAAGGAUAUGUCCUCACAUGUAGCCUUUUUUUUUUUAAUGAGAGAUUAAAAUUAUAUGCAUUUCUUGAAACAAAGGAUAUUAAUACUUUUACAAAAUUUUUACAGAAUUUCUGUACUUUCUCCAUUGUUGCCAUUAUUGUAGACUGAAUUACCUUCCUCCAACAGUUUUGUUUUUAGCAAGACAUUUAAACAGAAUUGCACGUCAGAACCAAAGGACUAAGAUCUUGAAGAAGAAAUGGACUUGAUAGUCAAACAACUUGUAAAAUGAUAUUUUUCAUAAUUUUUUUUGGCAAUGGUAAUGUGUUUCAUCUUGGGGAGAAUGUUUUAUUGAAAGAAGCAUUACUGCCCACUACUAUGCAUCUUUAUGUUUUAUGAAAAGUAUUUUGAAUGUUAUGUUUUAUGGAAGAAUUGCAUUUUCCUGCAUGAUAAGAAAUUACCAAAAGUUUUAUCCCUACCUAAAUGAGCCACGUGAAUUUAAAGUUUGGAAAAUUGUUAAACCACAGAAACUAAAUAGCUAAAUAUGUUCAUAAAGUAAUCUUUUUUCCUCUAGUUCUACAGUAAAAAUUUUUAAAAACAAUUAAAAGAAUCUUAGUUUCUCUGGAAACCUUAUAUAAGUUGUCAUUUGUCAUACCUGUUUUGCUAUUUCUUACAGGACUUUUUGUACAAAUAAGACACCAAGCUGUGGUAAUGGUGUAGAGUGGUUUUUUUUUUUUUGGUUACAUUAUUUGUUUUUUUCUCUGUUAGGAUGUUGACUGUAACAAUUUUUUUUUCUUGGCAUUUUUCUUCACCAAGAGCUUUUUAGUUUCUGCCCUUUAUGUUCUGUCACUCUAUCUGUGAAGUUAGACUUUCUUGACGAAGAUAGAACAUGAUAUAAGAGUAGGAAGGAAAUAUUGAUCAUUUUGCCAUUUAUGAAAACAUUUACAGAUGUUUAGUUAUUCUAAGCAUUAACUGAUGACUACAGUGUUUGCACACUUUAUGGUGUUGAAGGGAAUGAAGAAAUAAGUGGAUUGUUAAAAGGGAGAGAUGUUGCAACACUGGACAGUAAUAGUUCUUUAUGUGUAGAUUUUAUUUUAAGUCAGUUGAGCAAAAUUUUAGUUGUAAUGCUGAUAACUAAGGCCACUAAAAACAUGAGCAUUUUUUGUUUUUGAGUUUCAUACAUUGCUUGUGUAUGAUGUUUUAAUAAUAAUAAAUGCAAAAUUUAUAAAGCACGUACUCACACCCCUAAGGUGUAUGCUCUUAGCACUUAAGAACAAGAACGAAACAUGGACAGCAUACGAGAUACAGAAAACAAAUAACACAUAAACUGUAAAAGAAUAAACAACAGUUCUAAUGAAGAAUAAAAUCAAAUACAGAAAACGAGGAACCAAAGAACAAGAGCUGAGUUAUGCUUUGAAGAUUUAAUUAUAGUAUAUCUCUUGUCAUCAGCAUACUUAAUCACCAUUAAUUGUUCUCCCACUUCUUUCACAUGUUUUAGAAGCAAGAACUGAAAGUGAAGCAGGUGAGAAGGGAAAUGUUUACAGGCUUAGGAGGAAUAGAUCGCAGAAGUGCAUGCAUUGCUGUAAUUACGUUUUCAUUUCUCUAAAUAGCAAUGGAGCUUUUGUGAAGUUUGAUGUGUUUGAAAGCAAGCUUGCUGGUAAACACCUGUUAGACAAGAGUGUUUUCAGAAGUGAUGGCGAUAAUAGAUGCUUCUUCACAUUUGUAGCGAUGUUAGCUUAGUCACAGCCUGCAGUACUUAGAUGUGUUUUUUCCUCAGAUAUUCUGGCAUGGGUGUUUUUCUGCUGUUCAAGUUAUAAUUUGGGUUUUUUAUUUUUUUUACUUUUUAUCUGGCUCAUUGAACACAUUUCUUUGCAGCUUUUCCAUUAAACCAAAAAACAUUGUUUUAGUUCUAAGGCACAUUUCUUCUUUUCCCAUGCAUCUGUGAAGAAAAGGCUGAACUGCCUGAAGAUGGGAGAGGAUGGUUCGACCCAGGAGUGAGAAGCAACAGUGGUGACCCACUCUAGGGGCCUUGGUUUGCUAAUUGCUUCUGUGUGAUCCAACAAAUAUCCUUGACUUCCUCCCCUGACUCAAACCAUUCUUUCCUGCUGGACAGUGAAAGUUCAGCCUACACAUAAAUUACGUAAACUCUGAUCACCAAACUACAUACUGAAUACAUUGUCAUAUGUCAGGUUUUCCUUGCAGAAGUCUUUACCAAAGAUUACUUAUUUGAUUUCUCUUCAGAAGUUGCAUGCUCAUACUCUAGUGAAACUUAACCUUCAUCCUCCCGAACUUGCCAUUCAUAGUUUUUAAAAACUUUUAUAUCAAUUAUCAUUAAUUUUAUUGGUUCAUUUGUUACAUUCCAUUGAUGUGGAUGCUGGAAUGAGGGAAUGGGGCUUUUUAAAAAUCAAGUUUUAGAAUGCAUUAUGUGCAAUUUUUUUUUUAAGUUUCAUCCAGUUUUUGCAGGUUAUGUUAGCCAGAAAACAUUACAGUAAAGCAGCCAGUUCUGGUGUAGGUGCCACAUGAAGAAAAAGACUUCUGGUAAAUAUUUUAUUUUAGGAGGUGAAUCAUUUUGUAGUCAAUAGGUUUUUAGUUUGUAUCCCCACACCCUUUAACACAAGAUUAAUUUGCUGUGGAACCUGUUGUAGCACUGAGUCUCAAAUGUCUAUGACUGAUCACCUUUGCUUUUCUAAGAAUUUUUUCAGUACACAUAAACCUCUUAAAUCUUUUCUUGUCAUCCCAGCUGUAUACAAGUAAAGAAGCUGCAUGCAUUCAACUUGCAGGUUUUGAUGUUUGUUUGUUUUUUUUCUUGGCAGGCAUAAAGUAAUUUGUGUUCCGAUAAAAUUACACUUUUUUCUGUUAGCGAUUUGUUUUUUUCUGUGAAAGAUAUGUUAGUCUAAGACUUUUAUUGGGCAAAUUUGAAGUCUAGUGUAUCUUGUGAAUGUUGAAAAUGCCUGAAGAAUGCGCAUGUUACGUCAUGUGCCUUUUUUUUUUUUCAGUGUUCAGGAAAAUUGUAUUGUGUGGUCAUGUACAUGGUAAAGAAGGCACCAGUAGCUGGUUGGUAUGGAGAUUAUGAAGAUACAAUUAUGAAUGAACUGGAAUUACUAACAGUCCUGUUUACCUAUGAUAUAUGGGGUAUUUCACCACAUAUUGAUAUGUAUAAUUCAGAACUGUGUGUAUUCUUAGAACAACCACUUGGUUUUCAUAUUUUAUGAAGAUUUACCAUGUGGUCGUGCACAUUUCAAGUUUUUAAAUCAAAUAAACUUGGCAUGGGGCAUAAAGAACAUAGUACAAAUGUAGACUUUUGCAUAGUUUCCAUAUGCUUAAAAGUUCAUGAUGAGAAAUAAUCUGAAACACCAUAAUGUAAAAUGUUUGCUCUUCUGUAGAUGUGUUUUAGAAGGGGACUUCUGGUCUGCGACUAGCUCUAUGAACCAAACUAGAAUAAAUGGCUAGGCUGUUGUUUUGUGGGUGAUGACAGAAAAUCUACUGCUUUUUAACAGUCUGCAGGCUGUACAUUCUUGUCUGAUAACUGCAUUUUCACAAGUCAGAGCAUUGGAAAAUACUCAACUUCUCUCAUUUAUACAUUUUCUAAUGUUUUGCUAUCUAAUGUUUGAAUGUUAUCAUGGGCUAUUGAUACAGUGUGGGGUACAAGGUUCUUUAAAAACUAUUAAAAUAAAACACAGUUCUUAAAAAUACUCUGUACUAGGAUGAAGCUGAUCAUAGAAGGAAUGCACCCCUUUGGAUUUUGCUAGAGAAGUUGUGGGAGGGGAGAUGAAGUGGUAGCAAAGACCUUGUCCAAGUUAGUCGAAAGGCUUACUCAAUUUGCAUUUGAGCCUACUUGACAACCUUAUGGGAAGAUUACAACUAUGUGUCACUAGUGUGAUUAGCUAAAACAUUUGUAAAUUUGAAUCGUACACCUAUUUUUAAAUUUAUUUGUAUAUCCAGAUGAAGGAAUAGCAUAUGAAGUUACCAGUAUUGUAAACAGGUCUAUGCUGAGCUCAGAUUAGGAAGGAACUUAUAAUUUCACGUUUAGGACAAAUGCAGCAUAUAUAGCUUAGGCUGAAGUGUCUUAAAACAGCAACCAAAAACCCUUGAAAGGUUGGGGAGAAGGGUGUUUGGCUCUGGUGCCUUCGUUUUUUUUUUUUUGUUUUUUUUUUGAUUUGGAAGAAAGGGUAGAUCAUAAGGUUUAGCACAGCUGUCUUUGAGAAAUAUGCAUUUUAAUGCAUUAGUAUAUGUAACAAAAUGUCAGUAACAUUUUUGUUUUUGUGGGAAGGGGUUUGUAAUCUGUUAGUCACUGUUGCAUCUUUUUUCCCAACCUUGUUGACACAAAGUAGGGUGAUAACCUGUUAAAUUAAAUAUAAUUUAAUGUCUCUGUCCUUUGUAUGUUUGAGGGGGAUGGCCGGAAGAAGCUUUUUUCCCUCUUUUGUAAAUGUGUGGCUAUCCCAAAUACACACAAUGUAACAUGUGAUACAUAUAUCUAUAUUUAUACAAAUGCUCAUGCCGCAUCAUUUGUUUCGAGGCAUAGUAGCAUUCAUGUUGAGAAAUUGGUGCUUCAUUGAUUAUGAAGCUUUAUCUUCACUAGAGGAGUGGAGUAAUUCUGGACUUAAUUAUGCAUCUUUUUAAGAUAAGCAAACUUGUGAAACCUUUGUAUGCCAAAAUAACCUUUUGGUAUUUUUUAAAAAAAAAGGUGAUUGAAAGUCCAGCACCUAUACUACACUGGUUGAAGUUGAAGACAAUAUGUAGUGUACACUGCUACAAGUAGAACAUGUCUCAUACUAAAGAGAUUUAGAGGUGGCAUUGCAAUAAUUACAGUUGAGAAUGUUGCAAAUGUCAUGAUAAUUGGCUACAGAAAAGGGCUAAGCAACAGUCAGAACUUGGGAAAAAUGCAUGGGAAAAGAGGUCUGACAAGCAUUGAACAUUUCACUGUCAGAAGAAAUGUUAAUUAUUUGAACCAUAUUAAAUGGUUAUUGUUGGGUUGGUUCAUGACUUCAGCUUAGCCCUAGAAAACCUAGACACCAUAGCAGUACAAGUGAAUCGAAGGUAAAGCAUGGACCUCUAAGGCCUGCCAUAUACCAGCAUCAGAGGUCUGCAGGUACCCUCAGGGACUCUGCAGGUGAUCAUAAUUAUGCCUUUCUGGGACUGCAGCUAUGGAUUUAAGGUGUUGGUAUCUUUUAAGGAAAUGAGAGCUGAGUGGAGUGCUUGUUUGACAGGUUGGAGAAUGAAUUAUUUUUACAGAAGUGUUCCAGUACAAAUGGGACUGUGCUUAAGGUCUAGGUAUCCUGCAAGACAAUGAAAGCUGAGUGGUUGUUUAUUCAAUGAGGCUGGAGAAUGUUGAUUUUUUUUUUUUCAACGUAAGUGUUCCAUUAUGAAGACUUUGAAUUGAGAUAAUUAGUCUAUCAUAACUCUGUGAAACUGUUUUUAAGUGUGUCGAUAAACAAAAGGGUGUGUCAAGAGAUUAAGGUAUCACUUUACUGGUUUUAGAUGCAGACACUAGGUUAAAUCUUUCAACGUUCCUUUGUCUUCCCCUUCGAAGUGGGAUGUUUAGACUUUGCUUUGUUUGAAAAGGUUAGAUGAGUCAGUCACAGAUGAGCUUUUGCUGAAAGACAAUGACACACCAUGGAUGUCUGCAUUCAAUUAUGAAAACAUAAAUAUAAACACCAUCGCAUGUAUGUUGUUAUGGUCUGUAAACUGCUCUAGAAAUAACCGGUCCAUAAUAGUGACUGAAGUUUUGUUGUUUUUUUUUUUUAAAUAACCAUCUGUUAUUCAUGCUUUUGUAGCCAUGCAGAUCUCAAAAAUGUUUGACAUAGCAUCACAGACUUUUUUUAGGGGUUUUCUGUGUUAGCCCCAUUUAAGCACCCCAUCCCCAUUUCCCCCUCUCACCCUUAAUACUUCAGUAUAUCAUCUUUUGACUAAAUGCAUGGAACGGGCAGAGUAAGAUGUCCUCUGAUUAUUAUUAUUGAUUAUUGUUUAGUCCCUAUAGUAUAAAGUAUGAUUUUGAAAAAAAAAAGAACGGGGUGGGAGAGUUGCUGUGUUGUGGAAAAGGUUAUUGAUAUUUUUAUUAUUACUAAUCAUAGCCAUGUGCGUUCAGCUUAAAUAUGUGCAUACACUUGUGAAGUUUUACUCCCAAUGUUUACAAGCAUGUACAUAACAAAGCUCUUGAAUGCUUCACAUGCCUGCACAUUCAUGUGCCGGCCUGAUGUGUGGCUGCUAGUUUAACUGCCAACAAGGUACCAUCAUGUUGGGUAGGACUUGCACUGUUCAGGUCUUUUAUGACCCUAUUAAACGUUAGUAGAAUCUGAAAGCAAGCUGUGUUUUAUCCUCCAUUCCCAAAGAUAUGGAGUUGUAAUCCCAAAGAAAGGUCUUUUAAAUUAUACUUGGUACAGAUUGUAAACAAACACUUGAUAUGAAAACACUUCAUGAUAUGAAACUUUGUCAUGAAUGGAUACAUUAUAUUGAAGAUCUCUGGUGCACCUAAUAGUGUUUGAAAUAUUCAAGUGUCGAGUCCAGUUUUUAUUUUUGGAUGGUAAUGUUGACGAUGCCUACCAUCAAUGUCAUUGGAAAUAAUUGCCAGAAGCAGUGAACCUACAAAGGAUGUUGGUGGAAUAAUCAGUUCUGUUUCUGGCAUGGAGGGCUUACAAAAUCCUAUUACCAAGUAAAAUGUCUAUAAAAUGAUAAGUUUUCCAUGCAUGGUGAAAAACUGAUUCCAUUCUUGGCAUAAACAGAUCUGGGUAAUUCCAGUUGCCAAGGGAAAAAUUGUUUCACAAACUAAUUUUUGACCAGUUAUAAUAGCAACUUUUUUGCAUCCCUCCCCAGCAGCUGUGUAUAAUCAGUUUCAUGGCCAUUGAUAGCAAUCAUUCAUGAAGUCCUUAGAACAUGCCAUGUCUUUAAAGCACAAGAUUAAGAUCGUCAGAAACUUCCUUGCACAGUGUGAAUUGUGCUUGCAGGGGAUACAGUGUAUGGUAUUGUUUGUUGCUGUAAGACUACAAUAAACUGAUGUGGUGCAGCUUCACUUAGACCUUAUCGCUGCAGUUUGGUUUUUGAGAAAUUAAGAUGUUUUCCUCUUUGAAUCCAGCAGGUUGAAAUUUCCUUGAUGGCCUUAUGGAGAUUUUGCUCACCAGCAUUAUUGGUUGUCGUAAUUGCCCUUUUGAAGUGCACAUUGAUAUGUAUAUGAUCAGCUUAGUGACCUGCCUCUUGUAAUUGACAUGGUGGGUGUUAAGUUGGUUGUGUUGCACAUGGGCAGAGAUUUGAAUCUGUGGAAUUGUAUCAAGAAUUUUUUUCCUGUAUUUCAAUGGGGAUGAAACCAGAAAAAAAGUGGAAAGGUCAAUAAAGGAUGGAAAUCCAAAA